CCUCGCAGCUAAGUAGCCAACUUGAGGUCUGAGAAAUAUGCUUUCGGACAUCCAGAACCCGGAAGUUAACACUAUGCCUGGACGUUGAAAUUCGAGCACUUAUUACGUUUGUGAUUGCGCGUGCUACGGGAUAAUCCAAAAGUCAAAACUGGGUAGUAUAUUAUAGAUGCCAAUAGCCAUGAUCGUGAUGAACUGCCCCUAUUCUUUUCCAAUAUUCCGUUCGUGUCAUUGGCAAUGGCCGAACAACGCAUCAAAGUCGCGAUCGUAGGGGGUGGGAUCGCCGGGCUUGCCCUUGCAGCAGGCCUGGCUAAGCUCUCACACAUCGACGUCCACGUAUACGAGUCCGUUCCGGAGUACAAAGAUAUUGGCGCGGGCCUGGCGCUUCAUCUAAAUGCCAUCAAGGCGAUGGCCCUGAUCGGCCCAGAACUUCGACAGGCGUACUUCGACAAGGCGCUGUCCAUGGGCGAGGAGAACGAGGAAAUGGUGACUCAGGUGAUCUUGGCGCAGGGCCCGCACUCAGGGCAACUCGUGGCCGAACUUGGUAGGGCGAAGGGGAGGAAGACGGUUAGCCGAGCGGAUCUGCUAGCCGGCUUUCUCGAGCUCGUCCCGGCGGCAUGUAUCAGCUUUGGCAAGAAGCUCGUUGGUAUCCACGAAAAGCCACCACCCUCCCACAACGACGAUCAUGACCACAAAGUCACUCUAGUCUUCGCAGACGGGACCAAUGCAGUGGCAGACUGCCUCUUAGGCGCAGACGGCAUCCACAGCCCAACGCGGCGCCACAUCCUCGGCGCAGACCACCCCGCCGCGACCCCCAAGAACCACGACGGCUGGCAGAUCUACCGCACCCUGGUCUCGGCCGAGGAGGCCCGCAAGCACAUCGACGCCAAGUGGACGACCAGCGUGCCCAUCCUCCUCGGCCCCCGCGGCCACAUCAACUGUAUCCCGCUCAGCCGAAACACGCGUCUAAGCGCCGGCGUCGCCGUCCGCCGGGGCCCCUCUUCUGCCGCCGCCGCUCUCUCCCCCUCCUCUCAAACCACCCCCCCGCCGCUCGACCCCUCCCUCUACGCAGACUACACCCCCGACGCCCAACGCAUCGUCUCUCUCGUCGCCCUCGACCCCAGCGCCUCCUGGUCCGCCGCCGACCACGACCACGCCCCCUCCUACAUCCCCCUCCACCCCUCCACCCCCCCCCCACGCAUCGCAAUCCUCGGCGACGCCGCCCACGCCUCCCUCCCCUUCGCCGGCAACGGCGCCGCGCAGGCCCUCGAGGACGCCGCCGUGCUCUACCAUCUCUUCGCGCGGGGCGUCGCGUCAGCAGCGCAGAUCGGGAGCGCGCUGAUAGCGUACGACGCGGCGAGGCGGCCGCGCAGCCAGCGGGUUGUCGAGGUUGCGCGGCGGUUUGGGAGGGUGUAUGCUUUUGCGGAAGAGGAUGGGGAAGGGGAAGGGGAGGGGAGGAAGAUGAUGCACGAGGAUCCGGAGAGAAUGAGGGAGUUCUUUGCGGAGAUGGCGAGGUUCACGAAUGAGUUUGACGUAGAGGGGCAGAAUGAGGAGGCGCUGAGGGUUUUUGGGGAGGUGGAGGGGGGUGCGAGUGGGUUGAGGAAUUGAGAGGUGUGGUGGUAAGGGGGUAAAGGAGGUGGGGGUAGGUACGGUAGGGAGGGUUGAGUUGCUGUGGUCUGUCCAUUGUCAUGAGUUAAUAGGUAGUAUUCACCACAGGUUUCUGAAAUAAGGUCGAGUUUGAAAGACCUUUCUAGGAAAAUAAAAGUUAUUUGUCAAUGCC
Molecule: messenger RNA, 1777 nt
Organism: Hypoxylon fragiforme
Lineage: Eukaryota; Fungi; Ascomycota; Sordariomycetes; Xylariales; Hypoxylaceae
Product: FAD/NAD(P)-binding domain-containing protein
Exons: 1
Coding region: 235-1605 (456 amino acids)
Biological process (GO): secondary metabolite biosynthetic process
Molecular function (GO): FAD binding
Source: RefSeq, a predicted model, not a curated record